Messenger RNA from Lodderomyces theae, 3174 nucleotides. RefSeq names its product Trk1p (gene TRK1). NCBI's taxonomy places the organism in Eukaryota, Fungi, Ascomycota, Pichiomycetes, Serinales, Debaryomycetaceae. Gene Ontology annotation, molecular function: high-affinity potassium ion transmembrane transporter activity. Gene Ontology annotation, cellular component: plasma membrane. The transcript has a single exon. Gene Ontology annotation, biological process: potassium ion import across plasma membrane; intracellular potassium ion homeostasis. The record is from RefSeq and is a predicted model, not a curated record. The coding region runs from base 1 to 3174 and encodes 1057 amino acids.
AUGCCUUCGGUAUCUAACUUGCCUGAGCGUUACAAGCACGCACGCUUCAAGCACGAUGUUGGGUUCAAAAUUAGAAAUUUUAUGCAGAGGGUUAUCUCUGCAAUGUACCCUUAUACAAAGGUGAUACUACCGAACUUUAGGGCAGUUCAUUAUUUCUACAUCAUUACCUUUUGCUUCCUUGGUUCGAUAUUGAUUUAUCCUGUGAAGACCAUACCGUACAUUGAUGCAUUGUUCUUUGCAAGUGGGGCAUCGACUCAAGCAGGACUCAACACCGUAGACGUCAACAACGUCUCCCUUUAUCAACAAAUUAUCUUUUACAUUAUUCCAACGCUUACGAAUCCAAUCUUUAUCCACGGUUCACUACUUUUAGUUCGGUUGUACUACUUUGAACGUCACUUUGACAACAUAAAAGAAAACUCAAAGUUGAACUUCCAGAUGCGGAAAUCGGCAACACUAGCUCGAAUGAACUCAGCCGUGUCGGGAAAUUCUACAAGAUUGAAUACGGCGAAUAAUAAAGAAUUGGGGUACAACCAAGAGCACAAUGAGGUUGAUAGUUCGCAAUCAUCACCACUGCUUCAAGGAAACGAUUUUCAUCGUCAUCAUCAAAAUGGUGGGGCAGACCACACGUCUGAGCCAUCUGACGACGAAAACGACUUAGGCGUCAAUGUCAACGAAAACCACUCAAAUCAAGAAACGAUUAACCACGCAAUCAAGUUUGGAGCUCUACCGCACCCCAAAAGGAAAAAGUCAAUCGAUCCAGAGGAUAUGUAUCGUUCUAUCAAUAUGCUACGGGAAAAGCAAAAAUCAAAGGGCAGCGAGGGCGGUGGAAACCGUGGUGGUGACCACGAUGAUGCUUCUGAGAGUCGCCCUCCGCAAAGCCCUACUAUCCAUUUUGCUGAUUUUGCUUCACCCAGGCGAAAUAAAAAAGCCCACGCAUAUGCAAGCGAUUCCUCCCAACACUAUGACGACUACAACGACGAUGACAACAACAACGAUAAUGAUAAUGACGACGAUGAUGAUGUUCUUGUGAUCAAACCACCCAAUGAGGUUGAAAAUGCUACCAGCCACAAUGCAAUCUUCACCAAGAAGAAACUCGCUCGACCUCGACGGUCACUGUGGAUACCAUUAUCUUCACGGAAGUCGCGCGGCCCUUGGAGAAACAGAUUGAGAAAAACCCUUUCAAACUCGAGUCGAAAAAGGCGCUCGCAGGCAUCUAGUGAGGCAGAAGAUGAAGUAGAUGAUGAUGCUUCUAUAGACUCGGAAAUUGAUGAGAGUAACGUUUCUGGUGAUGAUACCACUCGUAUUGGAAGCCGCAGUGGCGCAGAAAACAGCGAUGCUAUUGAGGAUGACGACGAUGACGUGGAUUAUGAUGGGGAGGUUGAUGAUGGCGCUUUUACUGAUGGUGACGAGCAAGAUGACGGUGAAAUCUCUCCAACGCAUCUGAAACCACCCAAAUCACGCCGCAAGUCUGCAAGCGACCUCACUGAAGAGCAGCACCCACAACGUGCAAUCAAGUUUGAUAAUGUAAUUCCCAAUAAAGGUGGAAGAAAUAGGAGACAAGGACGGCCUCGUGGAUUAAGGAAGGUCAAAACUCCAGCAUUGUCAGGUUUAUCCAGCAGUGCUACUGCAGCAAACGAAUACAAUGAUGCGGAUGACAGUGACGAGUCAGCCAAUAGCUUCCAUCCUGGACUUUCACGGACAAUGAGUGGAAACUAUUUGUCUUUUGCUCCAACCGUUGGUAGAAACUCCACUUUCAUGAAGAUGACUGCCGAGCAAAAAGAUGAGUUGGGUGGUAUUGAAUAUAGAGCAGUCAAGUUGCUCAUUAAAAUCAUUGUCUGCUAUUACCUCGGAUUCUUGAUCGUUUCCUCCUUCAUGCUACUAAUUUGGGUGUAUUGCAUGCCAAAUUACAAGAAAAUGCUUCAUGAUAACGCCAUCAACCCUGGAUGGUGGGCAUUCUUUACAGCACAAUCGUCCUUCAACGACUUGGGAUUCACCUUGACUGCGGACUCUAUGAAUUCGUUUCAUGAAAAUGCAUUUGUACAGAUAUUGUGUGGCUUUUUGAUUGUUAUCGGAAACACUGGAUUCCCAGUAUUUUUACGCUUCAUUAUCUGGGUGAUGUUUAAAACAGCACCUGAAUUGUCGUUGUACAAAGAGUCAUUGGGAUUUUUGUUGGAUCACCCACGUCGGUGUUUCACUUUACUUUUCCCCCUGCUUCCUACAUGGUGGUUACUUUUCACACUUAUUGCCCUAAACGGGUUUGAUCUAGUGGUAUUUUGUAUUCUAGAUGUCAACAGUGACAUGUUUGAUGGGGUACCCAAAGGAUAUCGUGUUUUGAAUGGAUUGUUUCAGGCAUUUUGUACCAGAACUGUUGGGUUUUCCAUUGUUGAUUUAUCGUCGCUACAUUCUGCUACUCAGGUGAGUUACAUGCUCAUGAUGUAUGUAUCAGUCUUGCCUAUUGCCAUAUCGGUAAGAAGAACAAACGUGUACGAGGAACAGAGUUUAGGGGUGUAUACAAAGGAUGAAGAGGGAGACGAAAACACUCCGACAAACUUUGUUGGCGCGCAUUUGCGGAACCAAUUAUCUUAUGAUUUAUGGUACAUCUUUUUGGGUUUGUUUAUCAUUUGUAUUGCUGAGGGUAAAAAGUUGCAACAGAUGGAGUUUAGGUUUUCUGAAUUUGCCAUUUUGUUUGAAAUUAUUAGUGCUUAUGGUACUGUUGGAAUGUCACUCGGAUAUCCUGGCGUAAACACAUCUUUGUCUGGUGAGUUCAAUGUGGUCUCGAAGUUGGUGAUCAUUGCGAUGAUGAUUAGAGGAAGACACAGAGGAUUGCCUUAUGCUAUCGAUAGAGCCAUUUUAUUGCCUAAUGCACAAAUGAACCGUCACGAUGAAGUUCAAGAACGACACGCUAUGAACAGACUGUAUAGUGACGAACGAGGCACUGCAUUGGAAAGAGUGGCAACGUUUGCGAGAGGUGGACCUAUUGAUGGGGGCAAUAAUAUUAUCAGUCGAGUAUUGACAAAUGUCGAGCAUUUCAGGACCAAGAGAAGGAAGAGGAGGGAGUCUGUUAAUAGCAACGUCAAUGCCGAUGCCGAUGCCGAUGCCGACACUAGUGACGUUGAACAAUCUAUUCAUUCAAACAAUCCCCAUUAUCUCGUCACUACAGUAAGCCAUGUAUAG